Messenger RNA from Mauremys mutica (yellowpond turtle), 1566 nucleotides. It is a transcript of the gene SLC32A1, whose product is annotated as solute carrier family 32 member 1. The coding region runs from base 1 to 1566 and encodes 521 amino acids. The transcript is spliced from 2 exons. Gene Ontology annotation, biological process: amino acid transmembrane transport. Gene Ontology annotation, molecular function: amino acid transmembrane transporter activity. Gene Ontology annotation, cellular component: vacuolar membrane. The record is from RefSeq and is a predicted model, not a curated record. Lineage: Eukaryota; Metazoa; Chordata; Testudines; Geoemydidae.
AUGGCCACUCUGAUCCGGAGCAAGCUUUCCAACGUCGCCACCUCGGUUUCCAACAAGUCCCAGGCCAAAGUGAGCGGCAUGUUUGCGAGGAUGGGCUUCCAGGCGGCUACCGAUGAAGAGGCGGUGGGCUUUGUGCAUUGCGAUGACCUGGACAUGGAGCACAGGCAAGGGCUUCAGAUGGACAUCUUAAAGUCGGACGCCAGCGAGGAAGGAGCCGAGCCGCCCCUAGAAGGGGAUAUCCAUUACCAAAGGGACGGCACGGGUCCCCUGCCCCCGUCAGCCUCCAAGGACGAGGGUAUCUGCUCGGAGCUCUCCAGCCAAGCCAAGCCCAAAAUCACCGCCUGGGAAGCUGGGUGGAAUGUCACCAACGCAAUCCAGGGGAUGUUUGUUCUUGGCCUGCCCUAUGCUAUCCUUCAUGGUGGAUAUCUAGGACUCUUUUUAAUUAUUUUUGCUGCAGUAGUUUGCUGCUACACUGGGAAAAUCCUUAUUGCCUGUCUUUACGAAGAGAAUGAAGAUGGGGAGAUAGUCAGGGUGAGAGACUCCUAUGUCGACAUUGCUAACGCUUGCUGUGCUCCCAGGUUUCCCAAGCUUGGAGGGAGGAUUGUGAAUGUGGCUCAGAUCAUUGAGCUGGUCAUGACCUGUAUUCUCUAUGUGGUGGUCAGUGGGAACCUGAUGUACAACAGCUUCCCAAACUUGCCUGUCUCCCAGAAAUCUUGGUCUAUCAUUGCCACAGCUGUGCUCCUGCCUUGUGCUUUCUUGAAGAACCUCAAGGCUGUCUCGAAGUUCAGCUUGCUCUGCACCUUAGCCCACUUUGUGAUCAACAUUUUGGUGAUUGCCUACUGUCUCUCCAGAGCACGUGACUGGGCUUGGGACAAAGUCAAGUUUUACAUUGAUGUGAAGAAGUUCCCCAUCUCCAUUGGCAUCAUCGUCUUCAGCUACACCUCCCAGAUCUUUCUGCCUUCCUUAGAGGGGAACAUGCAGCACCCCAAGGAGUUUCAUUGCAUGAUGAACUGGACUCACAUAGCAGCUUGCAUUCUCAAGGGACUCUUUGCCUUGGUAGCCUAUCUGACCUGGGCUGAUGAGACUAAAGAAGUCAUCACAGACAACUUGCCAUCCACCAUUAGGGCAGUAGUCAACCUUUUCUUGGUGUCCAAAGCUUUGCUUUCCUACCCCUUGCCCUUCUUUGCAGCUGUGGAAGUCCUGGAGAAGUCCCUUUUCCAAGAUGGAAACAGGGCAGUCUUUCCUAACUGUUAUGGGGGUGAUGGGAGGAUCAAGUCUUGGGGACUAGCCCUCAGGUGUGCCCUGGUAGUUUUCACCUUGUUAAUGGCUAUCUACGUCCCUCAUUUUGCCCUCCUGAUGGGUCUUACAGGGAGCCUCACAGGUGCAGGCCUCUGUUUCCUGCUCCCCAGUCUCUUCCACCUCAAGCUCUUGUGGAGGAAGCUCAUGUGGCACCAUGUUUUCUUUGAUGUCGCCAUUUUCGUUAUAGGUGGUAUAUGCAGCGUGUCUGGAUUCAUCCAUUCUUUAGAAGGCCUCAUAGAGGCUUACGGUUCCAACAUAGAAGACUAA